AAGUCUAAAAGGGGACGAAUUGGAACUUGGCAGGGGAGUAUGUCACGUGAUAACAUCGACUAGCCAAUCACCCAUAAGGAAUGAAUUCUACCUAAGUAAGUCAAUGAGUGGGUCCUACUCCAUGAAGGGGACACAGCCGGUGGGGCCAGGGCGCAAAAAAGGGUCCCUGGCCACCAAUGGGAGCGGCCCACCCCCACUCAGUUACCCGGCUGACCCACCAGACGACGAAAACAUGAACGAGAUCAUCAGCGAAAAUGUUGAGCUGACCGUCUACCUGCCCAACGGGACACAGAACCAAAUGACCAUAGAACCUAACAUUCCCAUGAUGGACUUGUUAAUAAAUCUGGCGCAAUCAAGCAAACUCAACCCUGCGUCACAUUCGUUGAAAGUUCUGACCGGCGAUAAAUGGCGUCAGAUUGACUUUAAAGCGAAUAAGACGAUCGGGGUGCUAGCAGGGGAUGAUGGGAAAGUGUCAGUACAGGUCGUGAAAAAACAGCGGGAAGAUAAAGUGAAACAGAAAGUUGCUAACCAGCCUUUCGAGAUGACGUAUCGGUUCACGGUGAACCUGCCAGGCAACCAGAAGGAGGUUAUUCGUAUAAGCCCGAAACAGUCGCUCGGCGAGGUGCGGUCGAUCAUUUGCGCGAAGAAGAACUUUGACCCGACCCAGUAUUUGUUUAUUCUGCCAACGGAUCCCUCCAGUUCUGUAGAUGACAGCACAAGUGUCGGUGAUCUUAAAUCGAACGAAAUCAAUUUCGAGUCAGUAGCUGUAUUGCGAGCAGCUGAAGCCCGCUCAAUGCCCGACCUAGCAUACGCCGCGGCAAAGUCCGGGAGUGAAUCCAAGGAGCCGAGACCUAGUGACAACGCCCCCUUCAUGCCAUCAGCCGGCGAGAAGAAGGCCAAAAGAGGCUUCUUUUCAAUGCUCAGCAAAAAGGAGAAGAAGUUCAAGCUUCAGACCUCUUCAGAGAUAGAGGAUGUGAGAUCAAGGCCGAAAAAGGCGGAGAGUUUUAAUGUAGGCCAACAACAACCCAGGCAACGCCCCCACACAAUGCACGCGGACUCAGGCGAGCUUGACCACUUCAACCUCCGAAACACAACAGGCGAUCUACACAAAUACUCAGACUUUCGUAAAAGUACUGGCUUGUUACCAGUGAAUGAAAAUUUAGCAUUAUCAGCAAAGUCGGAUAGUGGGUUAGAGGCGCCAUCGAAAAAGGGCGGGAAAAAACGGGCUGCACCUCUUCCGCCGCACAUCGCCGCAAAACCACGAACAGUUCAGGUGGAGAUUAACGUGCAACCUCAAUCUAAUGAGCCUCGUAUUGAGGAUGUUUCAGAAGUGCGUCUUCCUUUGAAAAAAAAUCAUUCUCGGAAUAGUUCAGACUCAAGUGGUUAUCAUGAACUAACAGUUAGUGGUGCUGAUUCGCCCGACGCGAACAAAACAGAUAAUUUACAAACCACCUUGGAUACUACCUCUAUAGACAGUGCAGAGCACUUUAAUGGUGACAGUGGGAUUCGGGAUAUGUCGCCCAUGCGGGCGCGGAAUCUAGGUCAGAUACCAGGCUCUCGAGAUUCCAGUGCGGAGCCAGAAAGACCUCCUGUACUCAAUCGGAAAAAGAAGCGGGCUCCACUACCCCCUCCUGGCAUGACCGCCGUGCCUGAGCCUGCCCAACCGACCACCACCCAGGCUACCACUAACAUUGGAGAGCGCCCUCCACCCUGUGGGGCCACAGCUAUGGAUGAAGAGCUCUCAGCCUUACAAGCAAUGGAGGAAGUUACAAUGAAAUUCAACAUCGAUGAUUCCGACGAAGAUGAGGAGCACUUUGACACGGACCGGGAACCAGGCCUGGCAAUGAUGGAGACAAGUUCCCUGCAUAGUGAGGACGGGGAACUGGACUUGAACCAUCGUCAGCGACCCCCCACCUUUGUUGCCCCACCCCCUCCCUCCGAACCCCCACCGGAGGACUCAGAGCCAGUAAACAUCAACAUGAUCACGCACACUGUAGAUAUAGGUGUAGGAGACAGUACAACAUCCAGUGCUCCUAGCAGUUCCAAAUCCUCUCCUAAAUCUAUUUCUAGUCGUCGAGACAGCAUGUCAAGCAAUUCCUCCAUAAACACAAUAGAAGAUCUGAGCCAAGCGUUCAAACUCACUAUAGCCAUGGGGGAGGAGGCUUUGGGCAUUGACACGGAUGAUAAUGUCUCGGAACAUGGUGAUAAUAGCGUUCAAGAUGAGCUAAAUGCUGCUAUGCCGGAGUUUAAGGCGCAUAUUUCAAGCCUGGCCGCGGAGGGCGGGGAAGAAGGACCGACUUCACAGAGAUCACAGACAUCUAGCAGUGACGCUUCGUCCAGGGAGCGAGAGGCUGCCAAUCACGAUUCCCUCGCCAUCGACAGAACCAACGAGGGUAACCGGGAAUCAGCUGAAAUCACAUAUGAAUUUACAGUAGACACUGUACCCGCUGAUUUCCAGAAUGGGCAGAAAUCUGACUCAUCAGAUGAAGAGAGUUUCGUAACUGAAGAAGUUAUAGAAUAUUUCCCUGCGCAGCCGGAUCUGGAUGUUGGUAGUCCGAGGAAAAUACCGGAUCUGGAAUCACCAAAAGAGCAUGCUCAUUCUGUUAGUGUUCAUCCGCAUGAGGUAUUUGGAGAUAUUAAGCUUGAAAAUGGUGGAGAGAAAGUUAGUGAGACUGUUGAUCAGCCUGCUGAGCCUGAGGUGCACGAGAAGGAAGAGUUCGUUAUUUCACUAGACGAAUUGUCAAACAUGGACUUCAGUGCAACCGACCCAAACCAAUCCGCAAAGCCUAAAAGGGAAAGUGAUGUGCCAAAAGUAAAUUAUAGGAUAGAGUUUCGUAGUUCUUUAGAUAUGGAUUCUUACGAGGCGUUACCAGCUUAUGCUAUGCAAGAAACAAUUGAACCAGCCUCUGUUUCAGUUGUGAAUCAGGAGCCUGUCUUCUAUGAUGACGAGGAGGAGGAAGAAUACACUAAAGAUAUAAGUGUAAAAGACAAGUGUUCAGAACUUAGCUUUACACCAAACUCUGAAGGUGAAGCAGAGCAUCUUAUGGAAGAGAAGUCAAUAUCAAUGAUUGCUCUUCCCGCUGAAAGGACACCAGUGAAAUCUCCCCCACAGGAAACAACAUAUUCCUCCUCCUCUCAGGUUGGCCUCUCCCAGGGAGCUGGGAACCCGGAGCCGUCCCCUAGGUCUGAGGAGGGAGACGCAGGCUUGCAGGCCCAGUAUAGUGUUAUGCAGGAUCAGAUGGCCCAGUGGCAGAACCAGCUCUUGGCCAAUCAGCAGCUGCUUGCUAACUCUGCCUCCCCAGAACUCACUACCAGUGGACCAGCGGACCAGUCUAGCUUACAGUUUCAGCAGCUGCAGUUACAGAUACAAAUGCAGCAGCAAAUGUUGCUACAGCUGCAACAGAGCAUGGCUAGCUUAGCUCUGCAGAACUCACUAGCAGCCCAGCAAGUUCAUCCCCAGCAAGCUCAGAUCCCAAACCAGGCACUGUCAACCCCACCCCAGUCUGUAGGAAGUGCCUCCCCCCAGCAGACGGGUUUCCAGACCUCCACCCCUCUUCCAGAGAUGCCUACUAUGCGGGUUCACUCCCCUCGGCAGGAGACCUCUCCAGUGUUAAACGCCCAGCCUGCUGCCCCUCCCCCACCCCCUGCCCCCGCACCUAUCACUAAAAUCAAACCCAGCAAGGCAGAUGCCAAAUACAGCAAGCCCAAACAGAAAAAGUUUGACAGACAACUAGACCCUAGGGAACAACUUAUGUUGGACAUACGCAAUUUUGGAAAGAAAGGCUUGAUCAAGGUCCCAGUCAAAGCCACUCACUGGCAUAAAUGAUGACCCGGAUCCAACCUACGUGUAGCGGAACUGACCAGCGUCCACUGGGCAUCCAUACCUUAACUGGUGGAACUGACGUCAUAUGGGCAUUGAACCUUAACUAGCUGAAGUAACCUGUCAAAUAGGCAUUGAUACCUAUAAAGCGAAAGUGACGCAUCCGUGGGACUUAGAAGUGACCAUACAGUGUUACUGUACAGAGGACAUUCUCGUAAAAUGGUCUUUCAAAGCCAUGGGACAAAUACUAAAGUCAGACAGUAAUGACUUAUGUUGCUGGUAAUGAACAUAGCAGUAGUGUAUAAUGUAACAGUUGUAACUCAUAUUAAAAUUCAUAAUAUCGAAGUAUACUUCCAUUGUAAACAAUAUGCUGUGUUUAUACAGAACAAACAUAUAAUACAAGAUAUAAAAAUUGAAAAUGGAUGAAUUUUAUCAGUUGACAUGAAAAUAUAAUCAAGAGGAUUUAUGAUGGUUCUUAUGUAAUCUGGUUGUGAAUAAAGCAGGGAAUAGUGUGAACAUUCCGAGACUGACCACUGGCUCUUGACUGGUAGGGGGUCAGUUUGCUUCUUUGGCCAAGAUUGGAAGGGGGUAAUAUAAUUAGCUAGUUCUAACUGGGAGGUGUCAAUUAUGAUAAAAUUGUGAGGCUGGCUCUGACUGGAGGAAGUAAAUAAGUUGUAUGGACCUGGGGGGAUUCAGCUUGUUCUGACUGGGAGACAGGAAAUGGUCAGUUUUGAUGGAACUGUGAUAGCCAGUGGUUAGUAAGGGCCUGGGGCCACUUUUAUGAUGCAAUAUUUUAUAUUUUUCGUCUACAUACUUUCGCAUUCUGACUGUAUUUUCAUAUUUUCCUGCAUUCAGCUUUAUAACUUUUUUCAAAAUGGGAUUUUGUGCAUCCUUGACUCAUUUUCAGAGGAAUAGAAAUUAAAAUUUCAUUCUUUUAAAUUAGUGUUUCAUUAUGUGAUGUGAAAUAUGUUACAAAGAUCAAUAUUGAUAAUUUGAGGAUAACAUACGGAAUAAGUCCAUUUUUUCUGCCGUAAAUAAAGUAAAGAUGUAUGACUUACACUGAGUUUUUACAAGUUGAUAUUAAUAAACAAAAUAUAAAAUUCAUUAUAUCUUUUUCCAUACUUAUAUCAGUGUGUUAAUUCAAUAUAGGUUACAAUUGUACAAGUUUAACAUUAAACCAUGGGAGAUAAUGUCAUGUUAAUAAUGUAAAGUCAGUGAGCCAUAAAUGUUUCACUGAGGUGUAUUUUUCAUGCAUUAAUUGUAAAUAUUUCUCUAGUUUACAAUUGUUACUCUCGGAUAUACUCUGUAAUGACACAAAUGUGCUGAUGUAUUCAUUUUGUUGCAUGCCUUUUCAUGAAUAUUAUAUCCGGUACGUAUAUCUGUAAAUUUCUUCAUUAUAGUACUACUUCAUCAUUACGUAGUAGACUAUAAAUGAACCUGAUUCGUACAUAUUUCAUAAUUUUACAUUUUUUCAUUAGAAAAUAUUUAAUUUAUACUUCUCAUUGAAUAUAUUAAAUCUGUACACAAUUUUUGUUUAAAAAGAAAGUAUUUUUUCUUGGUCAAUUUAUGAUUUAUUGCUAUGGAAUUUAGUGACUGUUUAUGUCAAAUUACCCAAACAUGGUGCCAUGCUUCGUAGUUCAGUGUGUUUCACCAUUUCGUUCAUAUUAAGUUGAGUCAUCGAAAUAAGAUUUUUGAAUAAAAAAAAAUAGCCCGAUUGUUUACCCUUGUGAUUGGCUUCAAAUAAAUUCAAAAGGCACUCAGAUAUAUAUAAAUACUAGAAUUUGAGCAAGUCGAGAAAGCAUCUUAAAGUGCAGAGCUUGUUGCCUUGUGCUAAUUUCGACAACUGACUUUUGAAGAAACAUAACACUGUUCAUGUUGCUAUGGUUUUAAAAAAAACUCGACAUGGAAAUCAUGUUGAUUUUAGAGAACAGAAUUGAAAAUAUAUUUUGAUAUUCUAGGGUUGACAGAUCAUUUUCACAUUACACAAAGUACUAAAUACACAUUUUGUGACACACAUACAAUGAAUAAAUAUACAACAAAACUUGCUAUGUAACUUCAGGAUUUUAUUUUUUAUCACCAAAAAAAACAAAACAUUUUUUUAAUAUUAUGAAUUGUAUUUAUAUCUUCAAGUUUUUAUAUAUUUAUUCCACUUAUUUUGACUAAACAUAAGAUGUGUAUUCAAAUUAAAAAGACACAUUAUUGGGCCAGUUAAUUACUAUGUAUGCAAAUGAUAUUAUAUAUAAGUGUAAAUGUUAUCGUAAUCAUAGUUUUAAAAGUGUUAAUCUGUGAAAUUGUUUGCAUAUUGUCGUAAAAAAGUAUUACAUUAACAAAUUAUUUAGAAAUAAAUUUAUUUUUAAUUAGUGUUAUCAUUCAUUGUAAAAAGGGAAGAAGUUUCCUUUUAAUUCUUCAUUUUAUUAAUAAAAGAAUGCUGUAUUAUGUAUAUUAUAAAUAAAUAUUAACAUUCCAUUUAAAAACUGUGUUCCAAAUAAAAUAAAGUGCUUGCUACUAAUUUGUUCAUAAUUAGAUAGAAAUUUAGAAUACAAAACUUUAAGUACAGCUUACUGGUACUUUUCACUUAGAUAGAAAUUAAGAAUAGAAAAUUGUUUAGUACCUACAGUUUAAGUACAUACAGUAUACGGUUUGAAAGACUGAUCAUAAAUAAAUGAUGAUUGAAAAUCAUACAAAUCGGGGUUAGGUAAAAAUGAAACUAAAGGCUAAAUAAUUUUUAUUUUUUUGUUAGUUUUUCAUUUCAAAAUAUAUAUAUGUUUAAACAUCAAAGAGAAUCAUUUUUAGCUUCUGUUUUUCAAAGAAAACAAGUUGCCGUAUUGUUAUAGCCUUGGUAUAGGCUUUGGCGGCGUGUCGUAGUGUUUUCUCUUUUUUAAAUCUUAGUCAUAAUUCAAAAAAUGUUCAACUUCAUAUCAAUCACAGAUUCCCAGGUGUUACUGUAUAACAAGACCCAUAACUCUGGCUUUAAUAAUUGUAGAGUUAUGUCCCUUGUUCAACUUAAAAAAACAAAACAGAUGAGCAUUGGCACUGGGUUUGCAACUCUUGUUGACAUUUAAAUUAAGUGUAAAAUUAUCUAUUCAACCUCCUCAUAGUUUUAUGACAUCUUCACCAUUUGACUUUUAAUGGUGCUACAGCUUUACUGCGUACAAUGACUAAAAAUGUCUUUUAGAGUAGAGAAAUUUUAAACAGUAGACUGUAAUUGCGAUAUAUUAACAUUUAUUAUAUAAAUGUGUUUCUUGUAUACAGUGUUGCACAGUAUGGUACCAAAAGAAGGUGAAAUGAACAGUUUUACCUAAAGAACAUGGUGACAUGACGAUUGCGAGUUUCACCUAUGAUAGGAACAUACAGAAUUUUAAUGUAUAUUAAUAGACCAAUGUGCCUCAUUUCAUAUUUAUGUGUACUAAUUCCAAGAACUACUUUUUUAUUUUUUGUCAGAGUUAUUUGAGUUUGAACAUGACAAAUGACAUUUUUCGCCAAUACAUACAUACAUACAACUGUCAAUUGUCAAUUUUCAUGAUCAUUGCGGUCAUUGCCAGAUCACCAAAGAUACAUUUAUAUGAAAUGAGGUACCAUGGUCUAUAUUGUUGUUACAUUGUAACUCAACUUACACAGUGGUCCACUCGCCACUUAUUGUUUUAAUUUUGCAAUAUUUAUGUACAGUUAUAUAUUUUCAUAUAAAACAAACUAAUACAGUUAUAUUGUAAUAAAAGAAAUUUAUUUACAGUU
Molecule: messenger RNA, 7552 nt
Organism: Mya arenaria
Lineage: Eukaryota; Metazoa; Mollusca; Bivalvia; Myida; Myidae
Product: protein cordon-bleu-like
Biological process (GO): signal transduction
Molecular function (GO): actin monomer binding
Source: RefSeq, a predicted model, not a curated record